GCCGGUAUAAAAGCUGGAAGUAAACAUUAAGGCAGCAUCAGUACGCAUCCUAAUUUCGUAAUAAGCACGAAAAAGUAGUAGCAAGGUUUUUAUUUCAAGUUCAGCGCAGAGAAACAACAUCCCAUUGCAAACAUAAUGGCCAAGUUUAUGAUGCUUCUCGCCCUGCUGGUUGCCGUUGUCGCUAUGGUUAGCGCUCAGCACGGUCACGGACACGGUAGCGGUGGCUUCGGACACAACCAAGGCCAUGGUGGAUUCGGAGGCCAUGGUGGACACGCCGGAGUCGGACCAGGAUUCGGUGCUCACGGAGCUCAGGCUUACGGAGGAGGACACGGACAAGGAUUUGGCGGACACGGACACGGCUACGGUCACAAUCAGGGACAUGGUCACGGUCACGGACGUGGACACCAUUAAGGAACUGUGAUGUACAAACGCUAGGUUUAAGAAAGGUUGAAUAAAUGUGAUUGAAAUACCAAAGUAA
Molecule: messenger RNA, 478 nt
Organism: Aedes albopictus (Asian tiger mosquito)
Lineage: Eukaryota; Metazoa; Arthropoda; Insecta; Diptera; Culicidae
Exons: 3
Coding region: 136-411 (91 amino acids)
Source: RefSeq, a predicted model, not a curated record